GUUGACUCGCAAAUCAUAACCGGAAGUUUCAAGUUGACACGUGAUAACCACGUGCUGAUAUGUCGUCAACUUCUGAUGAUAGUGAUGACGACUACGUACCUGUUGGAGAAGGAAGCGAUGAUGACGUCGACGAAGAGUCUCCAACAGGUUUACCUUAUCAGCGCAUGCGUGGAAGAAACGGCAGGAAAACUAAGAGUGGUCGAAAUCGAGGGCGGAGGACUGAUUCAGAGGAGGAAGGUGAAGAUGAAGUAAUUGACACAGCGGGGAGUGUUUCUACGUCUGUAAGAGAAGAACAGCAUGAAGAAGAGAAGAAGAAAAAAGCUGAUGACUUAUGGUCAGCUUUCAAAAAAGAUGUCAACGUUCCAGUCAAAUCAGAUCUAAAAGUAACGUCUGUUGCCAUGGUAACAAAGACGAGACCCAAUCAGAGUCAAGGAAAACCAAACUUACAAACGAAAGAUAAAACAAGUCAAAUAUUUGGUGAUGCGUCUGCACAUUCUGUGAAACCAUCUACCAAGACAUACACCUUUGCUGGAGAAGAUAUUCAGGUGAAGGAGAAUCUUGAUGAGAAACAACCUGUUGGUCCAUCGAAGAGAGAAGGCUCAUCUCUCUCUAAUCUUGUUUGUCAGUUGGGAAAGAAACCAAAAUUAAGCACAUUACAGAAAUCGAAAAUGGAUUGGGACAGUUUCAAAACAACAGAGGGAAUAGCUGAAGACUUGCAGCAGCACAACAAGGACGGGUAUUUAGCAAAGCAAGACUUCCUUGCACGUGCUGACUGGAGACAGUUUGAACAAGAACGAGGCAUUCGUUUGAAGUCAGCGAAGAAACUCUCAUGACAUUUUCUUGCAUUUCUGCUAAUCGCUUGUUUUUCUCUAAUGUCUUUAUGUUUGCUUAGCAUGACUUGGUCUUAGUUUCUGUCAGCUUUCUUACAUAUUGUAAGGUUGGUAUCUUAGUAUUUGAUGAAUGUGUAUUGCACAU
Corticium candelabrum is the source of this 975-nucleotide messenger RNA. Its product is annotated as craniofacial development protein 1-like. The transcript is spliced from 6 exons. Gene Ontology annotation, cellular component: Swr1 complex. Bases 60 to 833 code for a protein of 257 amino acids. NCBI's taxonomy places the organism in Eukaryota, Metazoa, Porifera, Homoscleromorpha, Homosclerophorida, Plakinidae. The record is from RefSeq and is a predicted model, not a curated record.